AUGUCCCUCCCCUUCUUCGUCUGCUCCUUCAUCUCCACCUUCAUCUUCUCCGCCUCCGCCUCCUUCUCUACACCUUACCCUUACGGUUUAUCUUACCAUAUUGACUGUGGUAGCCCCAUCAACACCAGUGAUCCCUUCAAUACUACCUGGCUUUCCGACCGCUUCUUCACCGCCGGCGCCUCCUCCGUCGUAUCCGAGCCACUCCGAUUCCACUACCCCUACGAGAAGACCCUUCGCUUCUUUCCUGUCUCUCACGGCAAGAAGAACUGCUACAUUAUCCCUUCUCUUCCCUCCGGUCGUUACUUCCUCCGCACGUUUGUCGUUUACGACAACUACGAUGGCAAGUCUCACACUCCUUCUUUCGAUGUCGCCGUCGAGGGCACUGUCAUUUUCAGCUGGCGUUCUCCGUGGCCGGAAUCUGUAGCUCUAGGGGGUGCGUAUUCUGAUCUGUUUGCUUACGUCACAGACGGUGAGGCUGAUGUCUGCUUUUACGGCUUGGCUACUGAUCCCCCGGUUAUCUCUUCUCUCGAGCUUGUACAUGUCGAUCCCCUGUCUUACGAUUCGACGAGUAUAGGAGAUAAGCACGUUCUCGUCAAUUAUGGAAGGUUAUCUUGCGGGACUGAUCAAUGGGGUCCCGGAUUCAGCAACGACACCGAUCUCUUUGGUCGGUCAUGGCAGUCCGAUUCCGAAUUCCGAUCAAAUUUCGGUCUAUCGAGUCACCGCAACCGCGACGAUGUUAGAGCUAUAUCCACGAGGAACACCAUAAGCGGAACUGAACAGAAGCCCAAUUACUUCCCGAUGAAGUUGUACCAAUCGGCGGUGACUGUUGGUGGAGAAGAUGGCGUCUUGGAGUACAAUUUGAAUGUGGACGCGAAGUUAGAUUACUUAGUGUGGUUGCAUUUUGCGGAAAUUGAUUCCAGUGUGAAGAAGGCAGGAGAUAGGGUGUUCGAUGUGUUGAUCAAUGGCAAGAAUGCAACUAGGAUUGACAUAUACAAGCAGGUGGGAAGCUUUGCUGCGUUUACUUGGCACUAUAUUGUGAGGAAUUUGAGCAGUAGUGUGUUGACUGUGAAGCUUGUGGCUGCAGUAGGUGCCCCUCUAAUUAGUGGGCUUGAAAAUUAUGCUUUGGUUGCCAGUGACCCUUCUACCGUGCCGCAACAAGUGAUUGCCAUGAAAGCAUUGAAAGAUUCACUUCGUGUUCCUGAUAGAAUGGGUUGGAAUGGUGAUCCUUGUGCUCCUACUAAUUGGGAUGCUUGGGAAGGAGUCACCUGCCGCAUGAAUAAGAAUCAUGCUGCCCUCGUGAUAAGUGAAAUAGAUCUUGGCAGUCAAGGCUUGAAAGGGUACAUUAGUGACCAGAUUAGUCUUUUGUCAGACUUGGUAAGCCUGAACUUAAGUUCUAAUUCUCUCCGUGGUUCCAUACCUUCUGGCUUGGGGCAAAAAUCCCUGAUACGCGUGGAUUUGUCCAACAAUGAAUUAACAGGUUCCAUACCAGACGGUUUAGCCUCUUCAAGUUUGCAGCUUGUGCUAUUGAAUGAUAACUUUUUGGAAGGACAAGUGCCAGAAGGACUUUACUCGGUUGGUGUGCAUGGGGGAGCUUUUGAUCUCUCUGGCAACGAAGCUUUGUGUGGCGUGCCAUCUCUGCCAGCUUGUCCUUUAUUGUGGAAACACGGAAGACUAUCUACUUGGGGGAAAAUUGCAAUAGGCUUGUCAUGCCUUUUUGUUUUCUGUGCGUUACUGGUGCUGGUAUGUAUUUAUGUCAGGAGGAGAAGGAACGAAUAUGAUUUUGGUCUUCCGCAUGAAUUAAUGGCAUUAGCCGGCAAGAGAAGCCGAUAUCAGAGACAUAAAUCCUUGAUGCAUCUUGAGAUGGAGAGCCAACAUGCCAGAGGUUUACAUUCACCAUAUACUUUACAAUAACCGAGUUUCACUGCAAAUUUAAGACUGAUUUUUCACAACAUUCACCGACACAGCUUUUAGCAAAAGGAAAUUGAAAGUUGUAAAUACACCUAUCAGUGCUAAGCCAAGUUGAUGUGACAUCACUGCCUUACUUUAGAGGGGAAAGAACGGCUUGCUGAGGUUUGGCUUUUCUCCAACAGCUUUCUAUCUCUUCAGGAUUGUGGAAGCCACUUAUUGCUUUGUUGUGUCACACAUUGUUUGCCGCACCCACCACAGACACAACCCGUUAUAUCAGUAACCAUAUACAAAGUUACAACCUUUGAUGAAUAGGUGAUAGGAACACUUCAAUUAAAUGCAAGUGAUUUGAACCAUGAGUUAGUUGUGUACUUUAGGUUGACAUGUGUCCAUUCUGCUUAACUCAACACUGUACCCUGAUAUUUACGUUGCCUAAUAACGGUGGGCGGCCUGUUCUAUGCUAUGAACUUUUUGUA
Messenger RNA from Neltuma alba, 2381 nucleotides. Its product is annotated as receptor-like protein 4. The coding region runs from base 1 to 1911 and encodes 636 amino acids. The record is from RefSeq and is a predicted model, not a curated record. The transcript is spliced from 9 exons. NCBI's taxonomy places the organism in Eukaryota, Viridiplantae, Streptophyta, Magnoliopsida, Fabales, Fabaceae. Gene Ontology annotation, molecular function: protein binding.